Coregonus clupeaformis (lake whitefish) is the source of this 3000-nucleotide messenger RNA. Its product is annotated as importin subunit beta-1-like. Gene Ontology annotation, molecular function: small GTPase binding; nuclear import signal receptor activity. Gene Ontology annotation, biological process: protein import into nucleus. NCBI's taxonomy places the organism in Eukaryota, Metazoa, Chordata, Actinopteri, Salmoniformes, Salmonidae. The record is from RefSeq and is a predicted model, not a curated record. Gene Ontology annotation, cellular component: cytoplasm; nucleus.
GGAGUCGAGCGCGGCCCUUUCCCUCCCGACAACACAGGAUGAACAAGCAGCAUUGCUGCUAAAACACUUCUUUUCAGGUUCCGCGUUUGGAAAUAGCGCAUAUCCAGAGUAAACUCAUCGGCUGGGGGAUACCGGGCGUGUAUGUUUUUUCUCACCGGCUUACAUUGAUUUAUCCACGGUCCUGUUACAUUGGCUGAACACUGAAGAAAUAUAAUCCGGGUUGAGUUGUGCGCGGCAAUCCAACUAGCUAGCGACUACUUCUGUGAAGAGUGGUUGGGACAGAAUGGAGCUGAUAACAAUCCUCGAAAAAACUGUCUCUCCAGAUCGAAAUGAACUGGAGGCGGCACAGAAGUUUCUGGAGCAGGCGGCAAUUGAAAAUUUGCCCGCGUUCCUGGUGGAGCUCUCCAAGGUGCUCGCCAACCCUGGCAACACCCAGGUGGCUCGCGUGGCCGCAGGGCUGCAGGUGAAGAACUCGCUCACCUCCAAGGACCCGGACGUGAAGACACGCUACCAGCAGAGAUGGCUGGCCAUCGAUGCCAACGCCCGGCGGGAGAUCAAGAACUUUGUUCUGCAGACCCUGGGCACGGAGACGUACCGGCCCAGCUCGGCCUCCCAGUGCGUGGCUGGCAUCGCCUGCGCAGAGAUCCCCGUCACCCAGUGGCCCGAGCUCAUUCCCCAGCUGGUGGCUAACGUGACGGACCCCAGCAGCACCGAGCACAUGAAGGAAUCCACCCUGGAGGCCAUCGGAUACAUCUGCCAGGAUAUCGACCCUGAGCAGCUGCAGGACAACGCCAACCAGAUCCUGACGGCCAUCAUCCAGGGCAUGAGGAAGGAAGAGCCCAGCAACAACGUCAAGCUGGCCGCCACCAACGCGCUGCUCAACUCACUGGAGUUCACCAAAGCCAACUUCGACAAAGAGACGGAGAGACACUUUAUAAUGCAGGUCGUCUGCGAGGCCACACAGUGCCCAGACACCAGAGUACGAGUGGCUGCCUUACAGAACUUGGUGAAGAUAAUGUCUUUGUAUUAUCAGUACAUGGAAACGUACAUGGGCCCAGCACUGUUUGCGAUCACAAUAGAAGCCAUGAAAAGUGACAUUGAUGAAGUUGCCUUACAAGGAAUCGAGUUCUGGUCGAAUGUGUGUGAUGAGGAGAUGGAUUUGGCCAUCGAAGCGACUGAGGCAUCGGAGCAGGGCCGGCCCCCAGAGCACACCAGCAAGUUUUACGCCAAAGGAGCCUUGCAAUACCUGGUGCCCAUCCUCACCCAGACACUCACCAAGCAGGGCGAGAAUGACGACGAUGACGACUGGAACCCGUGCAAGGCGGCGGGCGUUUGCCUGAUGCUGCUGGCCACGUGUUGCGAGGCGACGUUGCCUCACGUCCCCUUCAUCAAGGAGCACAUUCAGCACCCCGACUGGCGCUACCGCCACGCCUCAGUCAUGGCCUUGGCUCCAUCCUGGAGGGCCCCGAGCUCAACUCAGCUCAAACCUCUCGUCAUCCAGGCGAUGCCCACGCUGAUUGAGUUGAUGAAGGACCCCAGUGUGGUGGUGAGGGACACCACAGCUUGGACGGUGGGCAGGAUCUGUGAGCUGCUGCCGGAGGCGGCCAUCAACGAAGUGUACCUGGCCCCUCUGCUGCAGUGCCUCAUCGAGGGCCUGGGGGCCGAGCCACGCGUCGCAUCCAACGUCUGCUGGGCCUUCUCCAGCCUGGCAGAAGCGGCGUACGAAGCCACAGAUGCAGCGGAGGACCAGGAGGAGCCUGCCACGUACUGCCUCUCCUCUUCCUUCGAGCUCGUUGUCCAGAAACUCCUAGAAACCACAGACAGGCCGGACGGUCACCAGAAUAACCUGCGUAGCGCGGCCUACGAGGCCCUGAUGGAGAUUGUGAAGAAUAGCGCCAAGGACUGCUACCCAGCCGUGCAGAAGACCACCCUGGUCAUCAUGGAGCGCCUGCAGCAGGUCCUGCAGAUGGAGUCCCACAUCCAGAGCACGUCGGACAGAAUUCAGUUCAAUGACCUCCAGUCUCUACUGUGUGCCACACUGCAGAAUGUGCUGAGGAAGGUGCAGCACCAGGACGCGUUGCAGAUCUCAGACGUGGUGAUGGCCUCUCUGCUCAGAAUGUUCCAGAACACCGCCGGCUCCGGGGGUGUACAGGAGGACGCACUCAUGGCCGUCUCAACCUUGGUGGAAGUAUUGGGUGCUGACUUUCAGAAAUACAUGGAUGCCUUUAAACCUUUCCUGGGAAUUGGACUGAAGAAUUACGCAGAAUAUCAAGUGUGUCUGGCUGCGGUGGGCCUGGUGUGUGACCUGUGCCGAGCCCUGAUGUCCAACAUCCUGCCUUACUGCGAUGAGAUCAUGCAGCUCCUGCUAGAGAACCUGGGGAAUGAGAAUGUGCACCGGUCAGUGAAGCCCCAGAUCCUGUCAGCUUUCGGAGACAUCGCCCUGGCCAUCGGAGGAGAGUUCAAGAAGUACCUGGAGAUCGUCUUGGACACGCUGCAGCAGGCGUCGCAGGCACAAGUCGACAAGACGGACUAUGACAUGGUGGACUAUCUGAACGAGCUGCGGGAGGGCUGUCUGGAGGCCUACACUGGCAUCAUCCAGGGCCUGAAGGGAGACCAGGAGAAUGUGCACCCUGACGUGAUGCUGGUGCAGCCCAGAGUGGAGUUCAUCCUGUCCUUCAUCCACCACAUCGCUGAAGACGAGGACCACUCUGACGGCGUGGUGGCCAACGCCGCCGGACUCAUAGGAGACCUGUGCACAGCCUUUGGGAAGGACGUGAUGAAGCUGGUGGAGCUGCGGCCCCUCAUCAACGACCUGCUGACGGAGGGCCGGAGGUCCAAGACCACCAAGACCAAGACGCUGGCCACAUGGGCCACCAAGGAGCUGCGCAAGCUCAAGAGCCAGGCCUGAUUUCAUGCUGGUUGGGGAUAAAAUAGACAACGAUGAACAAUGAAAACGCCCCACUGGAAUUUCUUCUGUCUUUUGCGUCGUGUCCGAGUUAA